AAUCAAUCAAACGUCAAUCGAAAUAUCAAUUUCUUUCGAGCGUAGAUUUUUGAAUUAUAAUGUAAUAUCUGAAUUCUGACAGAAUUUACAAAAAAAUUAAUAAAUAAGAUUCCGACCAGGUUUGUAGGUUUUUUAGGAAAAAGUAUAAAACCUAAAACAUGUCUAAUGAUAAAAGUACUGAAAAACCUGGUGAAGGCCUGCGCUCGCUUAGGUCCAGUGCAGCAUUUCGAGUCAUCAAUUUUGAGCUUUAUGCUAAACCAAACAUAGUCAUAAUGAGUAUAGGACUAGCAUGCUUUGGAAUAGCUUUAGGCUAUAUCGCAUAUAUGAGGAGUAAAUAUGAAUCUAUGGGUUAUUAUGCUGCAGUAGACAAAGAUGGUAAAGAAAUAUUUGAGAAAAAAAAAUCAAAAUGGGAUUAGUAAGGUUUGGGCUUAGAUCAUAUUCUUAGGGUUUGCAUCAUGUUAGAUAAUGUUUAUAAAAUACUUACCUAGAGGAUAAAGUAAUGAUAAAAAAUGAAAGUUUUUGCUUUUCAUAAACUACCCUUUCAAUUGAAGUCAGGAGGUUCCAUAUAAUAUGCUUAUGUGCCCUAACAGCCAUGAAAAGCUUGUUGGCACAGUCUACCUCAUAAGGAAUAAAGAUGUGAUUAUGAUAUGUUUUAAUAAUUACCAAACAAAUUUCCUAAGAAAUAUAUUUUACUUAAUUUACUUGUGAAGAGCAUAUUUACACUUUCAAUAAACUAUCUGUUAAGUAGGUAAAUACCUAUCUAUUUGUAAAUAAAAAAAUAACUUGA
Messenger RNA from Amyelois transitella, 787 nucleotides. Its product is annotated as small integral membrane protein 8. NCBI's taxonomy places the organism in Eukaryota, Metazoa, Arthropoda, Insecta, Lepidoptera, Pyralidae. The transcript is spliced from 3 exons. The record is from RefSeq and is a predicted model, not a curated record. Bases 159 to 416 code for a protein of 85 amino acids.